CUUAAAAUUUAUUGAGGUAGGAAGGCAGGAGUAAAUAUAUUGAGAAUUGUUUUCUUUCCGAAACAGAGAGAUCUGUUGGUGUCUGACUUUUUCUCUCCUCUCUCUCCCUGUGUGUUUCCAGACGUUACUGUGUUUUAAGGGUGGAACUCAACGGUAUCAAGAUACUCUUAAGGCAGUCUGGGUGUAUUGCAUCUCAUUGAAAUCAUGGGUGUGGAAGUGGAGACUAAGUUGGAUCUUGCCUCUGUUGAAAACGCAAGUGAUACCAAUGCUUGUUUGAAGGAAAAUGGUUCUGUACCUAAUGAGCCCAUAAAAUUUGGCUCCCAUGGCACUGAUGAGCCAAUCAAGCAAGAGGUAAAAAGUGCUCCUUCAAUCAACCUUCCCAAGGAUGCAGUGGUUGAGGAUUGGCCUGAACCUCAGCAGAUGCAUUCGUUCUAUUUGGUUAAAUACCGGUUGUUUGAAGAUCAGAAGCUUAAGGCCAAGUUGGAACAUGCUGAAAAAGAGCUGCAGAAAAUUAAUCAAGCACGAAGCCAGAUUAUUGACACCCUGAAAGCAAAAAGGGCAGUUCGCUCGGAACUGUUUAUCGAAAGGAAGCCUCUAAGUGCUGAAAGAGACCAGUACAAGUCACAGAUAGAUGAUAAUAAAAAAGUGAUGAAACCUCUGCAUGAAGCUUUAGGCAAGUUACGAGGUACUAACAAUGGUGGUGGUAGAGACCGAGGAUAUAUUUUUUCAUCGGAAGCAGAGCUCAAUAACUAUAUUAAAAGUCUGGAAUAUCGUAUCGUACACGAAAGCAUUCCGUUGAGUGAAGAGAAGCAAAUCCUUAAAGAAAUUAAACAACUUGAAGGAACACGAGAGAAAGUUAUUGCCAACGCUGCUGAGAUGGCCAGAAUUCAGGAAUCAAUGGGCGAAAAAGAGUCUAUUCAAAUUCAGGUCAAGCGUAUAGGCAGUGACCUUGAUGGAGUCAAAAAGAAGAUAAAGGAAAUUGAUGAUGAGCUUGAUGCAAUGAAGAAUGAUAUCGAGAGUUUGGACAAUGAAUUGACUGCUCUAAAUCUGCAGAAGGGGAAAAUCCAAGAACACAUUAUGGAAAUCCGGAAACAACGUGAGGAAGGGAAUUCAUCAUUCUACAUGUUCCGGAAGCUCAAUUUUGAAGCCAGGCAGCUUGCAGAUAAGAAGGAUAUUGCUUCCCUAAGGCAGCUUAUUGAUACUGAGGUUGAGAAAUUUAUGACCCAAUGGUGCAGCGACAAGUCAUUCCGAGAGGACUAUGAGAGGAGAAGUUUGCAAUCACUUGAUAUGAGGCAGUUAUGUAAGGACGGUAGGAUGAGAAAUCCUGAAGAGAAGCCAUUGCUUUUGCAGGAGGCACCCACCUUGCUGCAGCCUGCAACAACCGAAGCGGUGAAAACAAAUCAGAAAGCAUUAAAGGAGGUUCCAGGUCCUCCUUCACAACCUGAUGCUUCCCUUCCCUCUGAACCUCCUAAAGAAAAGAAGAAAACCACAAAGGGUUCUUUCGGGGCUAAUGUCCCUGAUGAUGAUGACAAUGAGGAAAUCCCGGGGGUAACUGAUCUCCCGAAGGGUUCCACUGAUAAGAAGGAUGAAGUUGAUGAAGAAACAUUGAAGCAGAUAAAAAAAGAGGAAGAGAUUGCGAAAUAUAGGCAGGCAAUCGAAAGGAAGAAGAAGAAGGAAGAAAAAGCAGCUGCAAAAGCUGAACUCAAAGCGCAGAGGGAUGCUGAAAAGAAGCUCAAGGAAAUUACUCUUCUCCUUGAAUGUUGUUCCAUUAAGAAAGCAAAAAAGAAGGGUGGAGGAGUUGCCAUUGCUACUGAUGAAUCAACAGAGGAGGCAAAUGAGGUUGCAGCUACUGAGGAUGCCGAACAAGACAAGUCAGAUGAGAAAGGCGUUGAGACAGCUACAGAGGUGAAGUACAAAGAGCAGCAGAAAGCAGGUGCUCUGAGGCAGAGGACGCGUUCAAAGGGAUCAUCAGACAUUCACAAAGUCAUACUCAAGCGUAAGAAGGCAGCAAGCUAUUGGGUAUGGGCUGGUCCGGCUGCUGCUGUUGUUGCAAUUUUGCUGCUCCUAGCUAUAGGUUACAAGUUUUUCGCCUAGUCUUUUGGCGGAAAAGCUGAAAGCUGAAAGACUUCUCUGCAUGUGGUGAAACUGAGUCCCCAUUUCUUUGUUUGUUUGAACAUUUACGGAUUUCACAAGCACAAACGGCGGUUAUACACAACCUGUUUUGUUGUUUUCAUUUUGAGUUUUGACAUUCACCUGAAUUUCGUUAGUUUGAUGUUCCUGAGCGUACUGCCAUGUGACAUUUUACUUGAGGACCAAAAAGAUACUAGCAUUCUAUACUUACGUAUGUGUAUUGGCAAUAAUUUUGGUCUAGUCUU
Molecule: messenger RNA, 2375 nt
Organism: Cuscuta campestris
Lineage: Eukaryota; Viridiplantae; Streptophyta; Magnoliopsida; Solanales; Convolvulaceae
Source: the annotation of a GenBank genome assembly